AUGCGUUCUUUGAAUAAAUUUGCAUUAGUAUCACAAUUGAUUAUGACGAUCUCUGCCAAGUAUAACCUUGAUGAUAACACUAUUUUGUUGGACAGCGUAUCAAAGACAAUUCUUGGGGUUGGUUUGUUCCUGAGUGUGUCUAGCAUGUCUUCCUUUUCAGCUUUUACAGCCUCUUCUUUAGCUUUUCUUGCCGAACCAGAUAUUACAUUAUAUUAUCUUAUGUUCUUUUCGAGUAAAUCUUCUCAAUUGGGUACUCUCUAUUAUCAUCCCCUGAUGCUGAUGCAACGACGGAAGAUCAGUUAG
Phycomyces blakesleeanus NRRL 1555(-) is the source of this 303-nucleotide messenger RNA. RefSeq lists its product as hypothetical. The coding region runs from base 1 to 303 and encodes 100 amino acids. The record is from RefSeq and is a predicted model, not a curated record. Lineage: Eukaryota; Fungi; Mucoromycota; Mucoromycetes; Mucorales; Phycomycetaceae. The transcript has 2 exons.